This is a messenger RNA of Penicillium nucicola, 759 nucleotides long. RefSeq lists its product as uncharacterized. The record is from RefSeq and is a predicted model, not a curated record. The transcript is spliced from 2 exons. Lineage: Eukaryota; Fungi; Ascomycota; Eurotiomycetes; Eurotiales; Aspergillaceae. Bases 1 to 759 code for a protein of 252 amino acids.
AUGACCAUGUUCACAAUCGUCCAACGUGCCCUCCCGCCACUGUCUCUCCCCUGGCGACGCCGGAGUAGCCUCAAAGGCAAAGACCCAGAGACAGAAUUCGAUCUGAGUAACGACGGCACCAACACCGACCUGGACGGUCCAAACGCCGAACACAAUGCGUCCGCAGACCUGCACAGUGACGUCUCAACAGCAAGUCCCCUGCAGGCCCAUCUAGCGGUGAGAGACGAUGCACGCGAGUCUGCAGAAUUCCUUCAGUCAAUAUGUGCCACUCCGGAUAAUAUGUCUGAAUUGGAGUCGGAUUCGAGUUCCGCGCGCCGCUCGCAUUCUACGGACAAGGCACGUUUGGUGCGGGCUGAGCUUGCCCGUGCUGUUAGUUGGGCGAGUAUUGUCCGCAGUCAAUGCCGGUGGACUUUCGAGCAGGAGAAGGAGCUCUUGCAUGCGCAGAGGCAGCUGGCGAGAUGUCAGAAGGCCUGGAGCUCGGAGCAGGAGUUGUGGUUGACUUGUGUUCAAGCGCUGAGCGAAGAAAAAGAAUCUCACGUGGAUUUCCUCUCUCUGCGACAUAAACAACAAGAUGAAGAGCAAGUGCAAUUUCGAAAGGCCUGGAAGCGACGACGAUCAUCGUCCGGAGAUGAAGAGGUGCAGAAGAACGCCACCGAGAAUUUUAAUCGAUCAGGUAAAUUACGUCGCUUGCAGCGGUAUGGCUAUUUGGGGCCCCGGUUGGGCACGACCGGAUCGACGCCUGUCGCGGUUAGGGCGUAG